Molecule: messenger RNA, 715 nt
Organism: Populus trichocarpa (black cottonwood)
Lineage: Eukaryota; Viridiplantae; Streptophyta; Magnoliopsida; Malpighiales; Salicaceae
Exons: 2
Coding region: 223-606 (127 amino acids)
Source: RefSeq, a predicted model, not a curated record
CUAAGCCGUUGGAUGUAAAAACACGUGCCCGAGUCCGCGCAUUGCCUUCUUUCCGAAUUUUUCUCUUCCUCUCUCUCGAAACCCGUCUCUCUCUCUUUCUCCAUCUAAAACUAAACCCUCUGUCCCUCGAGGAUCCACCACCAUUUCCAGCUCAUGUUUGUGCACAGGAGGAAAUCUUCCUGGUGACAAAUUCCAAGAGCUUGUGUGUUGAAGAGAAGAGCAAUGGUGGACCCAUGGUGGUCUCUAUUAGGGGCAGCAAUUCCAGCUAUAAUUGCAGGGCAAGCAUUAAGGAUGAAGAAAAGAAGAGCUGAUGAGCAGAGGUUAAAGAGCGCCAGAGGCCGUGAAAAGAGCUCCGAUGAAAUAUUUGUUUGCGAGAGGGUAUGCACUUCGAAGAGGAUGCUAAAGAAGGUUGGUGCAUUAUCUAAAGACCCAACUAUUGAUACUUGUGUUACCGUUUGCGGUGUUUCUGAGCUUGAUGCUUGUGCUGAUGCAUGUGCGAGAACUGUUUGUGUCAAUCAACACCAGGUGCCAAACUGGAAUGAUAUUUGCCUUAGGAGGUGCCAAAGUGAGUGUCUUAGGCUAUCCAACUCCUCUGCAACUUCCUGAGAGGCUCUUUUGCCGUGUCUGUUAUUAGUCUUGGAUUGUGUUUUUACAUUUCCUUGAGAAAUUUCAUGGUAUACUUUGUUCAAAAUGGAUUUCAUAUUUUCUUUGGUUU